AUGGCAGGGAUCAUAUACGGGAACACGUGCAAGGCGUACGAGCAGGACACCUUCAAGUACAAACUGGAGGAACCACAGACAGUGGUGGAGAACAGCAAAGCCGGGAUCCUGCGGGACCUGCGAGACCUCCAGACCCAGACAGGUAAACACAUAGUGGUGAAGCAACCAGACACCCUCCUCUUGCCAUCUCCCCAGCUGGAGGAGCGUGUGGAGCACGCAGAGCUGGGAGAGGGGGGAGUGAGCAUGGGGCUGGAACAGCUGGGCUCACACACACUGCUGGAACAGCGGGGCGUGCGCGUGCAGCUGGAAGAGCCGGGCAGCUACGCGGAGCUGGAGGAGCGGGGAGUGCGCGCGGAGCUGGAAGAGCCGGGCAGCUACGCAGAGCUGAAGCAGCGGGGAGUGCGCGUGCAGCUGGAAGACCCGGGCAGCCACGCGGAGCUGGAACAGCGGGGCGUGCGCGUGCAGCUGGAAGAGCCGGGCAGCCACGCGGAGCUGGAACAGCGGGGCGUGCGCGUGCAGCUGGAAGAGCCGGGCAGCCACGCGGAGCUGGAACAGCGGGGCGUGCGCGUGCAGCUGGAAGAGCCGGGCAGCCACGCGGAGCUGGAGGAGCGGGGAGUGCGCGUGCAGCUGGAAGAGCCGGGCAGCCACGCGGAGCUGGAGGAGCGGGGAGUGCGCGCAGAGCUGGAAGAGCCGGGCAGCCACGCGGAGCUGGAACAGCGGGGAGUGCGCGCGGAGCUGGAAGACUCGUGGCUGGUGCGGAUUCCUGUGGGUACCUCGCGCCUCUAA
Messenger RNA from Electrophorus electricus (electric eel), 786 nucleotides. Lineage: Eukaryota; Metazoa; Chordata; Actinopteri; Gymnotiformes; Gymnotidae. The record is from RefSeq and is a predicted model, not a curated record.